AUGGCAUCACCAGAUGCGUUGGCUAUUCACGAAGAACCUACAGAGGAAGUCGAGAUCAUUGACCUAACCGGAGACACAGAAUCGGAGUCGGAAGACGACGAAGACGAAGACGAGGACGAGGACGAGGACGAGGAGGAAGACGAUGGGGAGGAGGAAUCUGCUGACGAAUUGAACUCUGACGGAUCGGAGGUGGUGAUUCAUCUAAAUGAAGAGACCCGAACACAGUUGCGUAACGCGAUAUCCACGGUCUCCGAGUCACGAUUGCGUGAAAUGUUGAAAACUUUCGUGGGCACCGAAUUAGCCGUUGAGGCGGCGCUGACAAAAGAACUCAUAACGGUCAGACGAGACACGCACGCCGUUGUGCCGCGCUGGGAAACUUGUGCGACCUGCGGAGUGGAAUAUGACAUCAAUCUACCUCGAGAAAAUGAUGAAUGCACUUUUCAUCCAGGUGUACUGCCGGUCGACGCGAAGACAACUGACGAGGGCCUACAAAGGCCGCCGGACGAAGUCGAAAACCUCAAAUGGACUUGUUGCAGCAAGGAUGGGGGCAGCGUAGGUUGCGUUCGAGGCGAACAUAAACCUUCAGAACCAUCGAAGAAAAGAAAGCGUGAAGAGGCUUAGUUUUUGUCUCUUGAUUUUUC
Messenger RNA from Laccaria bicolor S238N-H82, 641 nucleotides. RefSeq lists its product as uncharacterized. NCBI's taxonomy places the organism in Eukaryota, Fungi, Basidiomycota, Agaricomycetes, Agaricales, Hydnangiaceae. The record is from RefSeq and is a predicted model, not a curated record. The transcript is spliced from 3 exons. The coding region runs from base 1 to 621 and encodes 206 amino acids.